Molecule: messenger RNA, 1680 nt
Organism: Stegastes partitus (bicolor damselfish)
Lineage: Eukaryota; Metazoa; Chordata; Actinopteri; Pomacentridae
Gene: m1ap
Product: meiosis 1 associated protein
Exons: 11
Coding region: 1-1680 (559 amino acids)
Biological process (GO): meiosis I; male meiosis chromosome separation; spermatogenesis
Source: RefSeq, a predicted model, not a curated record
AUGGACAACAGAAAGAGGCCAGCAGCUUCCUCCAACUCUGGGAGUUUGGUUUUCUGGUCGUCCUCAUUUCCACGGCAACCAGCCAGGGUCCUGAUUGUGGACGCUCUGCCACCCUGGUGGUCAGAAACCUGCACGGUGCUUUGUGAUGCUCUGGACAACUUCCUGUCCCUGGCCUGUACCCUGGACGGGCCCUGCAGGAUACCACUACUUAGCCUGUACGCCAUCAGCAGGCAGCAGGAAUGUCUACUGCCAUUUGUGCAAGUUCGCAGUAACUUGGCCAGGCUGCAUUCCUGCGUUGAGGAGCUGAGGUCUAUUCCAGGUGAAGGUUGUAUCAGAGGAGCAGCCAGAGGAGGUGAUCUGCUGCGACAGGCAGUGCUGGACAGUCUGCAGCAGUAUAAACAGUACAUCAGACAUACCAGCGCUGGCAGCCAGACCAGCAACAAUAUAUCUGUGGAGGUUACCGUGGUGACCAGCCAGCCAGGUCGCGGCACGGUCCGUCAGUUGGAGACGGGGCUCAAACAUGCAGACCUGAUGUCACUGAAGCGGCUCCUGGUCGUGCAGAUUAAAAGUGGAGGAGACUGGGAUCAAGACACUCCCUCACCUGAGGCCACACAUGCUGAGACUGAAGAUUCCCUGAUGUUGGGGACCGAGGUCGACCUCCAGCAGGUGGAGAACAGUGUGUUCGCCUUGGAGAUGGUGUUGAAGGCGUGGCUUCAGGAGCAGGGAGGAGACAGGGAGCACCUGCACCUCCUGCUGCCAAGUCCACUGGAUGAUCUCAUUCCAGUGUGUGUGAAGUGUGACAUGCAGGAGCGUCUGAUAAGCCCCGCCCUCAUCCCGCUGGCCCCCAACCUGGGCGUGAAGACUGAGAGCGUUCGGGACUUCCUGCCUGUCACCAAGAUGUCAGCCAAUCAGAGCCCACCGCCACAGAGACUGAAAGUAAUCAAAGCUCUGCGUGCAGACGGAGUGUGUGAGAGUGUGUUAUACGGCCUCCCGCUGGUGCUACGUCCCACCACCUGCUGGCAGCUGGACUGGGAUGAAAUGGAGACCAACCACAGCUUGUUUCACGCUCUCUGCCACACGCUCAGGAGUCAUGACUUGUUCCUGCUGGUGCAGGUGGAGCCUCUUCAGAAGUCUACAGCUGGAGGCUCAGGUGUGUAUUCACACUACAUCCUCCAGCCGUCUCCAUCUCUCUCCUUCCUCCUGAAGCCUGUUGUCUCCAAAGAGUUGCUGCUGCCCUUUUCACUGCCCGUCUCAACUCAGGAUCCUGCACCUAGCGCCAUGCAGACUAUACAGGGUUGUCUCGCUCAGCUGGAUGAGGAGUUUGUGUUAAACCCUCUGUCACUGAGCAGUAACCUCUACCAGCACCUCAGGAGCAGAGGCCUGAUCUCACAGCCACGAUACCCGUACAGGUCAGCAGCACCGGAAGAGGGCCCUAAAAGCACAGCCAGCAGACAGCCUCGGCAGCCACAGAACAAGGGUCGCCAACUGGGAACAAGCAGCAAGGUCAGAGCCACUGUGGCUCCCCUGCCCUCCUCCUCCUUCGCCUCCUCUUCCUCCUCCCUGGGACCUCCUCCUGCGAAGGCCUCCCGUCCAGCUCUGAGCUUCCUCAGCGGCGGCCGUCGGGCCCCGACCCCUACUAGACAGGAAGAAGACAAUGAUAACUCUAUGAUAGUACAGUAA